Molecule: messenger RNA, 1213 nt
Organism: Aureobasidium subglaciale EXF-2481
Lineage: Eukaryota; Fungi; Ascomycota; Dothideomycetes; Dothideales; Saccotheciaceae
Exons: 2
Coding region: 283-1020 (245 amino acids)
Source: RefSeq, a predicted model, not a curated record
GGCUCAGCCCACAACAGAGACAACCCCUCCAAAAGCCCGCAGCGAUUUAAAUGAAGACGUGCCCGACGACAGCAUUGAAGAUGACAGCGUCGUCAAUAGCGACCAUGCCCACUAUACUCCAACUCCCAUGACGUAGAAUCGACACUCAACUCCCAUGAGACGCACAAGUUUCCUGAAUUUGGGAGGGACUAUUUCAGACUAUUACGCAAACCGCGAGAUGACAAUCGUAAGAUACUCGAUGAGCAGGAUGAAAGCCUAUCCCACAUCUCGCAACAUGCCACGAUGCCCGUCCCACAGAUCCGAGCUCAAUUCCUACCAUAUUCGACUCAGUACAGAAUAAUCACUCACAUCCAAACCUCACUGGAAAGGCUUUGUUUCGAGUAUGUCAAGCGGAAGCAUCCCGACAUCUUGGAAGGAACACCUAAGCAAUGGGAACUCGAUUGCCCUGAAAGCAUGGAGCUGACACGAUGGUUGCAAUUAUUGGAGAACCCCCUGUGCAACAACAGAGCCGCGCGAAGACUUGUGCUAAAGGAAACUGGUAGAUCAAUCUCUGUCUUGUGGAGAUCACUAGCAACACUUCGCAACUUCGCGGUUCAUAGAAACAGGGCCGAUAUACCCACCUUGCAGUAUUGGACUGGCGAUGCCCGAGCACUCGCAAAGCUCCUUGGAGACCCUGAAACAGAAACACAAUUCGCAAAUAUGAGUCGCCAGCUACAAGUCGCAGCGAGAGAACUGCUCACCAAUAAAGCGAAUACAGAGGGCAAACUUCUGAAUACCUUCAAGGAACUCGCGGCGAAGCGAGCCGAACUGGAUCGAUUGGAAAGAGAAGCGAUUAAAGGCAUGGAAGAGGAGAGUACACGAUACAAAGAAUCUACCGCUGCAUGGCUACAUGAGUCCAUCUUACAGGAGCGACAUAGCUCCAGAUCCUCUGAAUCAAUUGCACCGGAGUCAAAUCACGCGCCUUCUUCACCGCCGCAGACUGGAGUGGUUGGCUGGCUCAAGAGAUGGUUCGGGUCUUGAUGAAUCAUCGACAUUCGACCCCUCAAACAUCAAACGACUGAUACACGUAGAACAGAACCGUCACAAUCAUACUCACUGCUCAAUCCUCCUCACUCUUCUUCCUCCCUUCGACUCCUCAAAAUGUUCUGCGCGGCAGUGUUCAACUACAUGCGCGACCAUGCCCGCCAAUAACCAUCACAUCGACUCACGUAAC